GAUUGCCGAAGACUGAGAUGCAUUUGAAGCGACUUCUGAUCGCGUUGCCGAUUCUUGUCUCAGCCGAAGUCCAUCGACUAACCCAAGCUACGUUCGCGCCACUCAUCGAGCAGCAUGACACGGUGCUUGUAAAUUUCGGCGUACCAUGGUGUGGGCAUUGCAAACUCCUUGAGCCACACUAUGAAAUAGCUGCCGCGUUUCUCGCGGACCACAAUGUUGUCCUGGCCAAGGUCGACUGCACAACCAGGCUAUUCGAACAAGUCGAUCUAUGCCACGACAUCAAGGUGUACCCGACCUUGCGACUCUAUCAUGGUACCACAAAAUCAUUUGAGCCUUAUGAAGGUCAGAGGAAAUCAUCUGAUGACAUCAUCUCUGCAAUGACCAACGGCGCGUUUCCAACCUCGUCUAGCCGAUUUGCCGCGGAUACGGAGAUUUACAAGGAGAGACCUGCAAUUUAUGAUACGCCUCUGGACCUUCCACCAGAUUCCACUGCUCCUAAUGCCAUUCUCACCGCAGAAGACUCUCUGUCUGCUCUUGUCAAGGUCGCAGUUCCCGGCCUUCCCAUACCUCUUUCAUCCUCCGCAGACUCGAGCUAUUCAAGCUCACUUCUCCUCAACUUCUCCGUGUCGGAUAAUGGCAAGCAUCUUCUUCUCAAUGGCGAAUUGCUAGCCCUCCGAGUACCCGAUCCAUCUCGACCUCGCCUCAUUUCUGCUCCUCAAGUACCUCUGACCUCCAACAUCACCGAGCAGGAAGACGAGACUUCCACAAACUAUGUCGAGCUCGACUACGAAUUCUGGGCGAACAAUCGCGAUGACCCAAACAUCAUUUACUAUAACUACUAUCCCAAAAUCUACUUGAACCUUAUCGGAGCUAGAGCAUCCGAACCAAAGAACGCCUUCCAUGACAUACUUCUCGACUCUCUGGACCAGAAGUAUGUGGAGAUUCAACUCCAUGAUCCUGAAGCAAGAUCGUCUGGUGACCCGAACGUCUCUUACAAGAUUGUAAAUGUCAAGUUACUAGAUCGCGCCGCGGACUACGUUCCUCCUUAUCCUAAUAGCAAGUCUUGCAGUCGCUGGUCAUGGCGAUGCGCAGAUUAUGGAGAUCCGCCUUGGUAUCGCUAUAUUUGGCGCCAGAAUUUUGAUGAGUAUGGGAGAAUAGGAAGUAUGCGCUGGAAUGUGCUGAUGCGGUGGAAGAGGAUCAAAGGAAUGGUGUGGAAUUUGCCGUGGACGAUUCAAGCGAUCUGCGUUCUGGCAGUUGGCUACAAAGUUCACUCGAUUUGGUGGAGCAAAGGCAGGCGACAACUCUUGCUGCCUCUGUGGCAGACCAAGGAGGCGCAAGCCAAGGAGUGUGUGAAGUGAAGUGGUGGUAAUUCCGGCGGAACGCUCUUUGCACUGCCGAUUGUUUGCGACUGCCCGAUCUUGGGGCACCACACAUGGCGACAAUCCCCGUGCUUCAGGGACUGUCUUUGGACCCGGCACGACAUGUUCGAAAACUCUGCUCGUCGUCCACAAGGCGCCUAUCGCGAAACGCAAGGUUUGAGCAAUUCAUCAUCAUGACAUUUCGUAAACUACAGAAUUUUGCUCCUACAGCGAAAGAUUAGCGCAGCUGAAUGCUGGCUUUGUUCCUCCCGUAUAAUCAGCAAUGAUCGCCUUCACCGCGGCAUAAAGACCCGGACCGAGCAAGAACAAGCCGCAAAUCAUGACCACAACGUGCACGAC
Molecule: messenger RNA, 1718 nt
Organism: Cercospora beticola
Lineage: Eukaryota; Fungi; Ascomycota; Dothideomycetes; Mycosphaerellales; Mycosphaerellaceae
Biological process (GO): protein folding
Cellular component (GO): endoplasmic reticulum
Molecular function (GO): protein disulfide isomerase activity
Source: RefSeq, a predicted model, not a curated record